AUGUCCACAUUCGACGCACGUACGGCGCCAGGCGUGCAACCUAAAAAGCUCGAGAAGAAGCCCAUCAAGUUCAGCAAUUUACUCCUGGGUGCGGGUCUGAAUAUGUUCGAGGUCACAACCCUGGGACAGCCGUUGGAGGUCAUCAAGACGACCAUGGCGGCCAAUCGGACAGAUAGCUUCGCUGGCGCUCUACGAAGAAUAUGGCAACGUGGAGGAGCUCUCGGCUACUAUCAAGGUCUGAUUCCCUGGGCUUGGAUUGAAGCUUCCACCAAGGGAGCCGUGCUGCUUUUCGUGGCUUCCGAAGCAGAAUACUAUGCCAAAACCUUCGGCGCAUCCGAUUUUGUUGGUGGCAUCAGCGGAGGAAUGGUCGGAGGCGUCGCCCAAGCUUACGCUACAAUGGGUUUCUGCACAUGCAUGAAAACGGUCGAAAUCACACAGCACAAGCUCGCUGCUGCAGGCGUGAAACCCCCGAGCACAUUCCAAACUUUCAUGAACAUCUACCGCAAAGAAGGCAUCAGAGGCAUCAACCGAGGUGUCAACGCCGUCGCGAUCAGACAAACCACCAACUGGGGCUCACGAUUCGGGCUGUCCCGUCUGGCAGAGACAGCCAUCAGGAGAGCCACCGGCAAGGACGAAGGCCAGAAGCUAGGCUCGUUUGAAAAGAUCCUAGCCAGUGGUCUGGGUGGUGGGCUCAGCGCGUGGAAUCAGCCGAUCGAGGUCAUUCGCGUGGAAAUGCAGAGCAAGACCGAGGAUCCCAAUCGGCCAAAGAACUUGACCGUCGGCAAAACGUUUCGAUAUAUCUAUUCACAAAACGGAAUCAAGGGCCUGUAUCGUGGUGUCUCUCCGAGAAUCGGUCUGGGAGUCUGGCAGACUAUAUGCAUGGUUGCUUUGGGCGAUAUGGCUAAGGAAGCGGUCGAAAAGUUGACCGGGGAUAAAGUUACGGCGAAGCAUUAG
This is a messenger RNA of Endocarpon pusillum Z07020, 954 nucleotides long. RefSeq names its product Mitochondrial DNA replication protein YHM2. The transcript has 3 exons. The coding region runs from base 1 to 954 and encodes 317 amino acids. Gene Ontology annotation, biological process: mitochondrial citrate transmembrane transport; alpha-ketoglutarate transport. Gene Ontology annotation, molecular function: tricarboxylate secondary active transmembrane transporter activity. The record is from RefSeq and is a predicted model, not a curated record. Gene Ontology annotation, cellular component: mitochondrion. NCBI's taxonomy places the organism in Eukaryota, Fungi, Ascomycota, Eurotiomycetes, Verrucariales, Verrucariaceae.